AUGACCACCGGUAAUCAUUGUCCUGGACAUGCUUCUUGUAUCCUUUCACCAAUUACAAAGCAAUUUAUUUGUUGUAAUCCAGUUGUUAAUGAGGAAGGGGAGGAGGAUAAAUUAAAUGACAAUGAUUAUGUAGAUUAUUAUGAUAAAAAGGAAAAUGGAUUGGAGGAAGAAAAUAAAGGUGAAAUCGCAACAGGGAAACAAAAUAAGAGGAGUAAUAAUAGAAAUAAUAUCCCUUUAAUUGCUUGUUUUGAUAUUGACGAUGUUAUGGAUUUAAAUGAAGAUGGCAAUCCUAGGUAA
Molecule: messenger RNA, 297 nt
Organism: Meloidogyne enterolobii
Lineage: Eukaryota; Metazoa; Nematoda; Chromadorea; Rhabditida; Meloidogynidae
Source: the annotation of a GenBank genome assembly